This is a messenger RNA of Leptopilina boulardi, 1596 nucleotides long. RefSeq lists its product as uncharacterized. The record is from RefSeq and is a predicted model, not a curated record. Bases 294 to 1403 code for a protein of 369 amino acids. NCBI's taxonomy places the organism in Eukaryota, Metazoa, Arthropoda, Insecta, Hymenoptera, Figitidae. The transcript is spliced from 3 exons.
UAAGUGCGAAACGUGCAAUGUGCAAUAAAUUCGACAGAUACAAUAUUAACGAGCACGUGCAAUUUGCCACAAUAAACGAAAAAGAAAAUUUUUGAUUUAAUGUGGAAUUAUUAAGUUCAGCCGAUUCCUUGUCGAGCUUCUAAAAUCAGGAGCAACGUCACCAUCAGUAGCAGAGCAACAGCGGCUUCUUCAUCAUCAUCAUCAUCAUCAUCAAGCAGCAACCCCCCGAAAAAAAUUUGUUCUAUUUUCCUCUCAACAAAUCUUUAUUUUUUUUAAUAAAUCCUCCAAAAAUUAUGUCCAAUAAUUCUAUAUCUUCAAAUUCUUCCGAUGCAAAGGAUUCACAAACAAGAAAUAAUGAGUCUUUGCAAAUUUUCCAAAAAGACAAUUUACCGAAUUCGGUGACAAAUUCUGAUGAAUCAAUAAAGGGAAAUGAUUCAACGAAAAGGGAAGUUUUAUUAAAACAUUCGAGUGGAAAAAUAGAGGAUCAAAAGAGACCAGAAGCCACAGUUGAUUGUACAAAAAAUAAUUUUCUUUCAACAAAAGAAAUUGAAGAUUUUAAAUUAUCUAAACUCAAGAUUUUAUUAAAUAAAUCGUCAUCAAUUUUAGCAAAGAAUUUUCAACGUUCUUCAAAAACUUCUGAAAGUACAUCAUCGCAACAUUGCAAAAUUUCUUUAAUUGAAAAAUCACAAGUAGAUAUAUUUUCAGACAAUAGGGAAAAUUUCCAAAAUGCUAAUCUGCUAAAUACAAAUGGAGAAUUGUCAAAAAAAAUUCUCUCAUCAAAAGGGAAAAUUUCUCAAAAUACCAUGGAAUUAGAAAAUUUACACCCAUCAUCCAAAAAAUACAAGAAAAUAUCAUCAAAUACAAAAACAGAAAUCUCCGACUUUGAAUUUUUAACAAUAAAACCAUACAGAGCAAUAAAUUCAGAAGAUGAAUCUAAAUCAAUAUCACAAGAAACGAUAGUAAUAAUAGAAAGAGGAGAUAAUAGUUCAGAAAAAAGUGAGGAAUCCAGUCAAAGUUCCAUUUUCAUAAAAACAUUUCAAUUGAAAAAUAAUAGCGAAUGGAAAAAUAAUGUUGACUAUAGAAGAAAAUUUAUUGAAAUAGGAAAAUGGAAAUUUCCAUAUGAAAUUGAUAAUAAUAAAAAUAAUAGACAAAUGGAAUUAUAUAGAGGUUUAAUGAGAACUAUCAUUUGUAAAAUAACUAUGUGCUUUCUUUUUGGUAUUAUUUUUCCAUUAAUUAUAAUUGGAACAGGAUUUCUAUAUCGUAAUCUUUUGAAUAAAGCUGAAGGUAUUGAAAAUGAUGAAAUGACUCACGAAAAUAAUAACAAUAAUCAGGAUACUAUUUUUUUAGCUUCUUUUGACUCGUCAAAAUCUAUGGAAUCUUUAGAAAUUUUUCAACACACGUAAAAAGCAAAAAUUCUCACGAAUCAUUAAAACUGCAUCUUUCUUUUUUCUUUUAAUCAAAAAAUUUGCCUACCUUUUUAUCAUCGUUGUAUAUCGAAUACAAGAAUUGAGGCUGCUGGCAUAUUUUACAGAAUAAUUAUUUCUGAGUUUCUUUCCAAAAUCAUGAAGAGAGAAAUUCGUUAAAAUUUUUUUUGUA